ACUGUGAACAGCUGCUUGAAUGAAUGGAUGAGGAGAAGGCAAAUAAGAAAAAUACUACGCGUGGGUGAAGAAGAAGAACCCAAAAAAAACUCAAUGAAACAACGAGGUUCUGGUGGAUCUCUAUGGUCGUAUAAGGGGAUUUUAAAUAAGAUGGCGGAUCGAAGCAGAAUGAAAUGGUUUUAUUCCAGACGGGCCAGUGGACUAGGGAUUAAGCUAAUAAAAUUCAAUUGGACCUGCGAUUUGGACUUGGUUUGCUGCUUCCGUUCCGGAAAGGUUAGAAAUUCAGAUGGGACCUGGACCGGAAGACUGAAGGCGGUGUAUGGAGCCAAUUAUUAUUCUAAAAACCUAAGUUUUAAUCAUCCUAUUUUGGUUCCUGAAGAACUAGAACUGUAAGAUCGAGAGGAAAAUUUCUUAAGUCAACGAAAUUUUAAUCGGUAAGUGAAAAUUUUAAAUUUCUAUUAUUAACAUCUAAUUUUAAGUUAUUCUGUUCAGUCUAACAGAAGAUUUAGUAUUCAAGAUAGAUAAAAAAAACAAGCUAUAGAUAAAUUGCCUUAUUUCGUGAUCGUUAACAUCACAAAAUUUUCCAUUAGAAAAAAACUAUUUUGCCAGGAAUAGUUCGUGUUGUGAGAACAACUUACCGUAGCGAUAGAUUUCCCUGUUAACGAGUAAUUCACGUGUUUCUACCCGAAACGCUUGUUGGAUACUCGUCGCAGCUUUGCUCCCAGACAAUUCACAUUGCUAAAUUUUAGUCAGCGCUUAGAUGACUAACAAUUCCUAACCCUGAGUGCAUGGUUCCAAAGGGUGCUAUGACGGAAUUGCAUCUAUGACUAGCGUCUGACGAUCACAACGUGGUCAUAAACGAAAAUUAAUAGAUUUAGUCUGGUUGAGCACUCGGCGAACUACUCGUUAACGAGCAAACUAUCACGACUGUAUAGUGUUCCAAAACACAAAUGAACUUCCCUGGUCGUAGGCUUUCACUAAAAAAAAGAAAACAAAGUGUUAAAUAUAAACAAGGCAAAAUAUCAUUAACGAAAUGUUUUGUGUAGAAAAGUAUCUACUAACUCAUUUAUACAAAAUACAGAAAAUAAAAUAGGUUUUAUUAUUUUGGUUCGAGCUAGGAGUAGGUAUAAUCGUUGGGACUAGAACUAUUGUUUCAAAUCUUUGGCAUGAAAUACCCCCAACGAUUUUCCUUGAAGGUAUAGGCUAUUACCAAUAGGUCUGACAAUUCGGCAUUUUAAAAAUUUCUUGGCUAGUUUAGCAUUAAAAUUAUUUUUGAAAUCGCUUAGCUGAAAGUUGUGACGAUAAACCUCUUGACCUGGUACAAACUUGACUUGACGGCAACGGGUAUUGUAUGUCUUCUCGUUUUUCAAAUAUGCUUUGUGCAAAUUCUCACGAAUUUUGUUCCGUACUUAGUCCAUUUUUACCAUUUCGCGGGUUUUGUCGGGUUUGGCAAUUGGCCACAAAUGAUCGGACCUGAACAUUCUGGUUGGGCCAGUAGAAAUAUUCCCUUAACCUUCGGAGCGUUUUACCAAAACCUCCAUGAGCGGCUUGAGGCGGAUGGUGGCACUUCGCAAUUACUUCUUGAGUAAGCUCUAGUGGAACCCAAACUUCCAGGCAAAAUCUUCGUUUAGCGGCACCCCGUCAUAUGGGAGGACCCGCUUAUAAACCAGGUCAUUCACGACCUUCAAAUCAGGCAGGCUUUCAGAGUUUUCCUUGAUUUUGGCGAUUAAGUCCAGGUAACUUUGACCUUUGAAAUACUCAGACUCUAAAUUUAUUAAAUUAUUUACCUCCACAGAUACUUCCUCCAUGUCAUACUUCGACAAGGUGUCGGGAACGAUAUUUUUGGAUCCGGGCCGGCGUUCGAUGGAAAAUGUAAAGGCCUGUAGAUGUAAGCUCCAUCGGGCUAGUCUGCCCGUAGUUCUUCUGUGCACUGGUCAAUUUGUGAGAGAUGAACGCCACCGGAUACUCGCCGUUGUUUUCGUCCUUCUGGAAGAGAACUGCUCCCAAACCUAUGUCUGAUGCAUCGCAUUGGACAUAAAAGUGCCUGUUGAAAUCGGGAUGCAUAAGCACUGGUGCUGUUGUGAGGGCGGACUUUAGCUUGGCGAAGGCUUCCUUAGCUUCGUCCGGAAAGUUGAAACCUUUCCCUUUCUUAAGGGUGUUAAAAAUAGCUCCCAUGUAGCUUCGGACCUGUUUGGCGGUUUUCGGGUAGGUAUAUUUUAAAAUCGUAUCGAUCUUAUCUGGAUCAGGUUUUAACUUCCCUCCUCCUACUAUAUACCCUAGGUACUUCAACUCUUUGAAGCAAAAUUUCGACUUCCCUACGUUGAUGGUCAGACACGCCGAAUUCAGGCAAUGCGCUACCCGAUCCAGCAAUUCCAGGUGAGUUUUAAAGUCUGGAGAUAUGAUCAAAAGUUCAUCUAGAUAGACGAAAACUCUAUCACGAAGUGCUGAAGGGAUCACUUUGUCCAUCAGACGACAUAACCUUUGGGCUGCGUUUAGGGUUGCUAGCCUGGCUGGACUUGGCUGGAUUGUCCAGCUUUUUUGGUGCUAAUCCAGUUUCAAGCUAAAAUUUAAUUUGUCCAGCCAAAUAGAAAUUUUUUAGUAUACUACAAUAAC
Lucilia cuprina (Australian sheep blowfly) is the source of this 2613-nucleotide messenger RNA. RefSeq lists its product as uncharacterized. The coding region runs from base 28 to 393 and encodes 121 amino acids. The transcript is spliced from 7 exons. The record is from RefSeq and is a predicted model, not a curated record. Lineage: Eukaryota; Metazoa; Arthropoda; Insecta; Diptera; Calliphoridae.